GCCCUGUAAAACAGACCUCAAGUUACAAAUAUAAUUAUAUUUCAAAGAAAAAAUAAAUGCAAAAGAAUUUUACAUUGUAAUAAAGUAAUUGCAGAUAUUACAGCAGCUUACGAAAUUACAGUAUACAAACAAAUAAUUACCCAUAAGUAUCGGUUACUUAAUGCCAACGUUUCAAAAUCAUGCGGCAAUUACUAGUAAAUAAUAUAUUAAAACACACUUUCAUAUUUAUUUAAUGUUAGACUGGUAGCGAAGUAUUUUAUAUUCUUUGAUUUUUACCAUCAUGACGUCUUUAUGGCGAAAAUAUUUUACGAAGGAGAUUCAAGUUUUGAAAAGGGUUUACGAGAGAAGCGACUAUGAGGACACUUACGAGAUACCGAGGAAGUAUUUGAAAUGGAGCGGUAUUCGCAUGAAGCACAUAAUAUCUAAGCCCGUAAGCAUCUGCUGGUUGGUGUACUACUGGUUCUACUUCGCGAACAUCGUCUUCGCAUUUACCUCGGAACUUAUGGGUACAUGCAUGACGGCUAGCGCCAACACGUUUACCGACGCCAUCGCCUUCUUCCAGAUGGUGCCUUGCAUCGGGUACUGUGGGAUGUCACUAGUAAAGUCGUUUAAGAUGGUGAAGCACAGGCCCGUGUUUGAGAACCUGAUAACCGAAAUAGGCGACAUGUGGCCGCAGAGGCAGGUCGACGAGGAGGAGCAUAAGAUCAUCAGCUCCGCGCUGAGAGAAAUCAAAAACGUUGUUAAAGGAUACCAGUGGGGCAACAACUGCUUGAUACUGAGCUUUCUAUACGCCCCUUUUUGGGAGCUUUUCAAACGCUUCUCAGGGGAGAAAUGGGAGCCUAAACUGCAAUUCAUCUACUGGCUACCCUUCGAUCCGUCACAGCCUGUAUAUUACGAAUGUACGUUGGUUCUGCAAACCUGGCAGGCAAUAACCGUGAUCUGGACGAAUAUGACCAGUGAUAUCAUGUUCUGUCUGUUUCUAAGCCACAUCACCACGCAGUUCAACCUCCUCUCCGUCAAAAUCGAGAAGUUGAUCUACGUUCCUACGGACCAACAGCUGAUUGAGUUUUAUCCUCUCGGACAGUAUAGCGAGGAGUACUUGCGUAAGAACAAGGAGGCCGUGGACUCGUACACGCCACAGCAGUGGGAAGAGAAAAACUUUAAGGAAAUUACAGAGAUUGUGCUGCAACAUCAGGCACUUAUAAGACUGUCAGAAGACAUUGAAAACAUGUUCAGUUUGACGUUGCUAGUGAACGUUAUAAACAGUUCGCUUCUUAUAUGUCUUUGCGGAUUUUGUAGCGUUGUUUUGGAAAAAUGGAAUGAAACUGCGUACAAAUCUUUUUUGGUAAUAGCGCUAUCUCAGACUUGGUUUGUGUGCUGGUACGGUCAGAAACUGAUCGACUCUAGUAAAGGUGUGGCCGAAGCUGUGUACAACAGCGGGUGGUACAGAGCGUCCAUGAAAAUAAGAAGGUCCCUAAUGAUCAUAUUCCUCAGGUCCCAGAAAGGCGUUUAUGUCACCACUUAUGGCUUUUCUGUUAUAUCAUUGACAACUUAUAGCACGAUAAUAAAAACUUCAUGGUCGUACUUCACUCUAUUACUGAAGUUCACCGACGAGUAACAUCCUAAGAAGUAACUACUUUAGUUAUUUUUAGUAGCUUUUCAUGUAUUAUUACAAAUUUACUGUAUUUUCAAGGUGAUAAUAAUAUUCAGCAAUUUAGGCAGUAUACGUAGGUUAUGCACAGAAAUCUAUUUUUAAAAGAACUGUAUAUAAAGCACAAAUUCGAUUAUUGCAUGACACCGAUUGAUUACUAAAUAAAAAUAUUGAAAAUUAA
Messenger RNA from Manduca sexta (tobacco hornworm), 1832 nucleotides. Its product is annotated as odorant receptor 4-like. The transcript has 12 exons. The coding region runs from base 281 to 1618 and encodes 445 amino acids. The record is from RefSeq and is a predicted model, not a curated record. Lineage: Eukaryota; Metazoa; Arthropoda; Insecta; Lepidoptera; Sphingidae. Gene Ontology annotation, biological process: detection of chemical stimulus involved in sensory perception of smell; sensory perception of smell. Gene Ontology annotation, cellular component: plasma membrane. Gene Ontology annotation, molecular function: olfactory receptor activity; odorant binding.